UUGAGACGAAUAUUUUUAUAACUAACAUUCAAUUCUCAUCCGCGAAACGGUUCACAUGUAGUUUAAGUUCUUUGGCAAACAAACAGACAAACAGACAGUGACGAUAUGUCUAAGUUGAGCUUCCUCGCAUUCGCCGCUGUUUUGUCUUUAGGUUACGGUGUGCAGCAGACAAAUUACGAUAUAAGCCGGCACAGAACGAACGGGGCUCGUAACGGUUUCACAAUAAGAGACAUAUGGAACUAUUUAUUAGGAGGCGGCUACGGUAACGGCUACCACGGCAACUAUCCCGGUUACUAUCCUGGCGGAUCCGGUCUGUAUCCAGGUGGAUAUCCUGGACAAUAUCCCGGGAGCAACUACCCAGGAUACCACCCAGGAUUGGAAGGUCCCCCCGGCGCUCACCCUGGCUGCCCCUUGUGUGACUCAUCGGUGUAUAGCUACUGCUCUCACAAGCAAGCCCAUGACUCCUGCUGCUGUGAAAAUUCUGCAUUUUCUCUAUUCGGCUGUCGCAACUCGGACUGUAAGUUCAUCUAUGCUAACUCAUGUCAAGAAUACCAUCUGAUCACUAACUGUUGCUGCGUCGACUUACAGAAGAAUGCCAUCGCCCCGCCUAUAGUCGCCGCUGUUCCGUAAACAUUAGUGUUGUCAUGCUUUAAAAAUAUUAUAUUUUUUAUAAUGGCAAAACAGAACGCAUCUGUUAUUAAACAUGUGACAAGAUGAAUAUAAAUCUUGGUGUAAAAUUGUAAUCAAUUAAAUCAAUCCUAAUGGAUAGUCUUAACAAUACUGUUGCAGGAGAGAAGUUUCAAUAUUGUGUUAAAAAUAAAAUAAGUUACACUUGACCAUCCCAA
Messenger RNA from Danaus plexippus (monarch butterfly), 845 nucleotides. RefSeq lists its product as uncharacterized. The record is from RefSeq and is a predicted model, not a curated record. The coding region runs from base 106 to 630 and encodes 174 amino acids. The transcript has 4 exons. Lineage: Eukaryota; Metazoa; Arthropoda; Insecta; Lepidoptera; Nymphalidae.